AUGUCUUUUCCAUUAACUGUUACUCCUGUGUUUUCAGCUCCCACUCCUUUAAUUAUAACGUUAACAUCAAAUCUCACACCAAACGAAAAGCGGGAUCUUCUUUUUGAUGUAGACCAUACUUUAGAAAUCCCAAUGGAGACACGACCACCUGACGUAUAUUCUGCAAUAAUUAAAGUUUUAUGGAUAGCUUCUUCAGAGGUAGUUCAAGUAGAGCAAUAUAAAAACUCCCCCAACCAUACACAUUCUUUAUCAAAAGUCGAUAGGCUGAAACGGCCAAAAGUCAUUAGAAGUUUAGUUGAAAUAGAAGCGGCCAAAAAUUAUCCUCCUCCAGCUAUCACAUCUGCCAUCAAAGAAUACGUGACGUUAGAAUUAGAUCUUGGUGAAUGUACGCGUGAGCUGAAGCGCAAAGAAGUAACGAAUAUUAAAUACAAAAUUUGUGAGCCUACGGAAACCCGUUUUAUUGGGAAUUCGAACUUAAAAUCAGACAUUUUGGAAUCUGUUUCUUUUUUAACAGAACAGGGGUAUCUUGUUGAAAAUUUCUGCAUCUCCCAAUGA
Rhizophagus irregularis DAOM 181602=DAOM 197198 is the source of this 555-nucleotide messenger RNA. The record is from RefSeq and is a predicted model, not a curated record. NCBI's taxonomy places the organism in Eukaryota, Fungi, Glomeromycota, Glomeromycetes, Glomerales, Glomeraceae.